AUGCACAUUUGCCACGUCAAGAAGCUUCUCGCUACCGUUGACCCCAAGACCCCGUCGGAGACAUCCCGUCGUGUCAGCCGUAAGUAUUAUGGGCACUUCCGUUUCACAUUGCCGAUACAGGAGGGAGCAGCUUUCAAAAUCCCGACAGAAACAAAUCGAUGCCAUUUAGACAGGCAGAAACGCCAAUCGGUUCGUUAUGCUUUGCCAUGCGUCGAAUUCAACGCUUGGCCGGCUGCGAAUGACGCUAACUUCUCGCUGGAAUCAGCAAACCAGCUCAGCACAUCGUCCUGGUUCGCAUCUUGGGCCACCCCUUCGGGAUAUUGCUCGACGAAAGCCCGGUUAAAGCGCCAAACGUCGCCUAAGCCCGAGAACUAG
This is a messenger RNA of Fusarium poae, 375 nucleotides long. RefSeq lists its product as uncharacterized. The transcript has 3 exons. The coding region runs from base 1 to 375 and encodes 124 amino acids. Lineage: Eukaryota; Fungi; Ascomycota; Sordariomycetes; Hypocreales; Nectriaceae. The record is from RefSeq and is a predicted model, not a curated record.